Nannospalax galili (Upper Galilee mountains blind mole rat) is the source of this 1760-nucleotide messenger RNA. RefSeq names its product annexin A1 (gene Anxa1). The record is from RefSeq and is a predicted model, not a curated record. Gene Ontology annotation, molecular function: phospholipase A2 inhibitor activity; calcium ion binding; calcium-dependent phospholipid binding. Gene Ontology annotation, biological process: alpha-beta T cell differentiation; prolactin secretion; arachidonate secretion. NCBI's taxonomy places the organism in Eukaryota, Metazoa, Chordata, Mammalia, Rodentia, Spalacidae. Gene Ontology annotation, cellular component: cytoplasm; plasma membrane. Bases 163 to 1203 code for a protein of 346 amino acids. The transcript has 13 exons.
AACAAAGACAGCCGGUUGCUAACUUCUGGUUGCUAGGUGUGGCUCCGUUCAUAUCCUAUAAAAUCAGGAGUCCAACACUCCACUUCCAGAUUGAAAUCUUCACAGGAGAGCCUCUCAGUAGCUCCUUGGAAGAAAGGAAAAGAAAAGGACACUUCUUUAAAAAUGGCAAUGGUAACAGAAUUCCUCAAGCAGGCCUGGUUUAUUGACAAUCAAGAACAGGAAUACAUUGAUACUGUGAAAUCAUCCAAAGCUGGCCCUGGGUCAGCAGUGAACUACUACCCCGGCUUCAAUCCAUCCUCAGAUGUUGCUGCCUUGCACAAAGCCAUAACAGUCAAAGGUGUGGAUGAAGCCACCAUCAUUGACAUUUUAACCAAGAGAACCAAUGCUCAGCGCCAGCAAAUCAAGGCCGCGUACUUCCAGGAGCAUGGAAAGCCCCUGGAUGAAAUUCUGAAGAAAGCCCUUUUAGGUCACCUGGAGGAGGUUGUUUUAGCUCUGCUAAAAACUCCAGCCCAGUUUGAUGCAGAUGAACUACGUGCUGCCAUGAAGGGACUUGGAACUGAUGAAGAUACUCUGAUUGAAAUUCUGGUAUCAAGAACAAACAAAGAAAUCAGAGAAAUUAACAGGGUCUACAGAGAGGAGCUGAAAAGAGAUCUGGCCAAAGAUAUCACUUCAGAUACAUCUGGAGACUUCCAGAAGGCUUUACUUUCUCUUGCCAAGGGUGACCGUUGUGAGGAUUUCCUUGUGAAUCACGAUUUGGCUGAUACAGAUGCCAGGGCUUUAUAUGAAGCAGGAGAAAGGAGAAAGGGGACAGAUGUAAACGUGUUCUGCACAAUCCUGACCACUAGAAGCUAUACCCAUCUUCGCAGAGUGUUUCAGAAUUAUAAAAAGUACAGUCAGCAUGAUAUGAACAAAGUUCUGGACCUGGAGCUGAAGGGUGACAUUGAGAAUUGCCUCACAGCCAUUGUGAAGUGUGCCACCAGCACCCCAGCUUUCUUUGCCGAGAAACUUCAUCAGGCCAUGAAGGGAGCUGGAACUCGCCAUAAGGCAUUGAUCAGGAUUAUGGUCUCCCGUUCUGAAAUUGACAUGAAUGAAAUCAAAGUAUUUUACCAGAAGAAGUAUGGUAUCUCUCUUUGCCAAGCCAUUCUGGAUGAAACUAAGGGAGACUAUGAAAAAAUCCUGGUGGCUCUUUGUGGUGGAAACUAAACUUUGAAGCAGUAUGAUCAGAACACCUGUUAGCUGUAGCUUUUUAUUCUAUCGCAUAGGCUUAAACAGGAGAUUCCUUCAGCUGUGAAGUCUGCUUACCUACUUUCUGAAAACUGUAGGCCAUCAAUCAUAUUUACAUCACAUCUGUAUAAUAGAGAUAAACUUGUUUUGUUAAUUACGUUUACCCCAAACUAUAAGUCCCUGUAAACAGAGCUGGGUGUGGUGUUGCACACCUUUAAUCCCAACAUUCCAGGGGGUAGUCUGGUCUACAAAAGGAGCUCCAGCCCACCCCCCACCCAGAAAUCCUGUGAACAAGUUGUUUUGGUAACUUUCCUGAGAAAAAUGUUUAUAGCUGAAAAUAAAACCAUUUUGUAAAACAAUUUGUGUGUUAUUAUGCUACUGACUUUUCUAGUCUGAGUUUCUCUUUUUGUGUCUAAUCCAAUGGUUUAAUUUGAUAUCAAGGAAUGGCUCCUGAAUCCAAGAUUAUAAAUAUUUAAUGAAAUAAACAAAUAAACUUAAAAUGGUGAUUUCAGUAAACUAUUUCUGAAACUUGAAAA